CGGCAUUCGGUCCACUUUGAAUAUAUAUUAUUCUAUGGUAUAGUUUAAUCCAAUGAUGGAGUCCAGUUCAUAUUGAAACGACGUUUCACGAUUUUCACGGGCAAAAACAAUGGAUCACAUCACGUCGUUUUGUCGUGCUUGAGGGCCGACAAGAGUCGCCUGCGGGAUGGUAGUCAGGGGCUGAUGCGCGCUUGAACUCGGGGUAACCCAUUCCGGGAGAUCUGGAUGCACCGCAAACACGGGCUGGCCGUUGGUGUCCACAGGUUGCACAAGUUGCCCGUCAGGUCCCUGUACAUACUGCGGGACGUAGAACUGUCCAUCGGCGCCUUGAAUAUAUCCCGGCAUAAACUGCAAUGUGCCGUCUGGGCCACGGACAUACUGUCCUUGAUGCACCAUCACGGGUUGCACAUACGUUGGAACACGAAAUGGCUGCGUCGCUGGCCCGCGCGCGGCCCCAGCAGCUUCGGCGCAGCAAUACCCACAGAGGCAGCCGCACAAAAUGUCUCCACAACAAUCGUCCAUGGCGAUUUCCACUUGUGACGCACCCAG
Aphanomyces invadans is the source of this 549-nucleotide messenger RNA. RefSeq lists its product as hypothetical. Bases 226 to 540 code for a protein of 104 amino acids. Lineage: Eukaryota; Oomycota; Saprolegniomycetes; Saprolegniales; Verrucalvaceae. The transcript has a single exon. The record is from RefSeq and is a predicted model, not a curated record.